This is a messenger RNA of Lathyrus oleraceus (garden pea), 1030 nucleotides long. RefSeq names its product probable ribonuclease P/MRP protein subunit POP5. Gene Ontology annotation, molecular function: ribonuclease P RNA binding. Lineage: Eukaryota; Viridiplantae; Streptophyta; Magnoliopsida; Fabales; Fabaceae. The record is from RefSeq and is a predicted model, not a curated record. The transcript has 5 exons. The coding region runs from base 163 to 624 and encodes 153 amino acids. Gene Ontology annotation, cellular component: multimeric ribonuclease P complex; ribonuclease MRP complex; nucleolus. Gene Ontology annotation, biological process: tRNA 5'-leader removal.
UUAGACUAAAAGAUCUUUUUUGCGUGCUUUCUCUUCAAAGAACCCUAGUCUCCGUUUUCAUCUUCCUCAAACCCUCAACACUUCCGCCUUCAUCGUUCCGACCGUUUUCUACGAAGUUGUCGCUUUGUAUUACCUCUUUGUCUCUCUUCAAGAAAAAGAGCGAUGGUGUUCAAAAACAGGUACAUGGUGAUGGAGGUUUUUAUGAAUCCUAAUAGAGAACAAGCAUCGGGUGAUUCUAUUAUAAUUACUCAGUUUAAUAUCUCUAAUGCUAUAAAAGAUAGCAUCAUGGUGAAUUUUGGGGAGUGUGGUUUGGCGGCAUCACUAGGAUCAUUUCAGGUUAAGUAUGUGAAUCCAAUCACUAAUGUGUGCAUUAUUAGAGCUUCAAGAGAGGAGCAUGAAAAAGUAUGGGCUUCUAUUACUAUGGUUAGAAGUAUUGGAAAUUUUCCAGUGGUGUUUAAUUUACUUGAUUUAUCUGGAAAUUUACAGGCUUCUAAAACCGCCGCAUUGAAGUGCGAAAAAGCAAAAUUUGAACAGUACAAACUUAUGGUUGGUGAUCGAUUGUCAGCUGACGAUACUCAUCGUAUGAAUAAUCAUCUUGCAAAGAUUGAACUUUUGGAGCACUGAAUACUUGGCCAUCAUCAAGGGCGUCAAGGAAAAGGGGCUAACUAACCUGGAGCUGCAUACCCAAAGGUGCCUGCAAAUGUGGUCCAGCUGCUUGAAUCAGGCUUUAGAAACUUGGCUGUUCCAAAAUCUGAAAGUUGAGCUUCAUAGGAUGAAUCCAAAAGAACAUUCUUGCUUGAUAUGUCACGAUGAACUAUCGGAGGUAUGCAGUCGUGAUGCAUAUAGGACAAAGCAUUAGCCACGCCUCGAACAACAUUCACCCUCUUUUCCCAAUCAAAUGCAGUGGCUUUUGUGUCAUUGUUUAGCAUUUGAGUCAAAGUUCCACCUUCCAAGAACUUAUAAACCAAAAAUGAGAAUCUUGAAUGUUGACAAUAUCCGUAGAGCUUUAUGAUGUUACGAUGCCUGAUUU